Messenger RNA from Dacryopinax primogenitus, 1945 nucleotides. RefSeq lists its product as uncharacterized. Gene Ontology annotation, molecular function: endopolyphosphatase activity; exopolyphosphatase activity. Gene Ontology annotation, biological process: polyphosphate catabolic process. The record is from RefSeq and is a predicted model, not a curated record. Gene Ontology annotation, cellular component: fungal-type vacuole. NCBI's taxonomy places the organism in Eukaryota, Fungi, Basidiomycota, Dacrymycetes, Dacrymycetales, Dacrymycetaceae. The transcript has 4 exons. The coding region runs from base 1 to 1791 and encodes 596 amino acids.
AUGACCACUAGAACCCCAGCAUGCCCCUCCUCCCACUGGCUUUGGUCACCCAAACAGCCCCACGGCCGCUUUCUCCACCUCACAGACAUCCACCCCGACACCCACUACACACCCUACACCCGCCCCUCGAGCGCCUGCCACAACACCCAUUUCGGGAAGAAGUCGACGCGCGUCGCCGGUUUCUGGGGAACACCAGUAAGCGACUGUGAUUCCCCCAUAAGGCUCGUAGACCUCGCCCUGGACUUUGCGGAACAGUGGGCGGACGAGGUGGAUUGGGUCGUUUGGACUGGGGAUAGUGCGAGGCACGAUAAUGAUCCUCAGCUGGCGAGGACGGAGGAGGAGAUCGAGGGGAGUAACCAGUACCUUGCUACGAGGAUGAAGGAGGUGUUUUGGGAUAGGGGCGUGCCUGUUAUCCCUAGUAUUGGGAAUAACGACGUUUGGCCGCACAACGUCAUGUAUCCCGGACCGUCCAGUACCACCCGGGCGUACGCGAAGAUGUGGACGCCUAUCCUCUCCCCUCUGACGAACCUCUCUACUCUCUCCCACGGGCUGUACUUCUCCACCCCCCUUCUGACGGAGCACAAGGUCGCGGCUGUGUCGCUCAACACGCUCUUCUUCUACGACUCGAACAAGGCUGUAGACGGGUGUGAGGACGAUGACGACCCUGGCACAGAGCAGAUGGUGUGGCUCGAAGCUGAGCUCGAGAGGUUCAGGAGGGACGGGUGGAGGGUGUACCUCACUGGUCACGUGCCCCCCAGCACGAGGAACUACUAUGCCGGUUGUUAUAGGAGAUACGGAGAGCUCGCACUCCGGUUCCAGGAUAUCAUCCUGGGCCACUUUUACGGGCACAUGAACAUGGACCAUUAUUUCUGGAUCUCGCUCGACGACGUCAAGUCCGCCUCUAGCAAGAAGUCCAAGUCCAAGCCUGGCGCGCGCCAGUCCGCAAAGUUCCCAAUCACCAUCCAAGGAGCGCACGACUACGACCACGAGGACCUCAUGCGGGAGCUGAAAGCACUCCCGAGAGAGGAGAAAGUCGACUUUGCGGAUUAUGCGGUUGUGAACGUCCCUGCUAGUGUGGUGCCGACGUAUUUCCCGGGAAUGAGGGUGUAUACGUAUAACGUUAGUGGGAUCUAUCCCCCGCCGCCUAUCGUCCCCGAGGAGAGCUUCGACGUCAACACCGAAUUCGACGAUGAUACCGAGUCUGAGUCCCAAGGCAAGAAAUCCAAAGAGCCCAACCCGUGCAAAGGGCAGAAGAAGAAUUCCCCCACCUGUGUCGGGGGCAAACCGCGUCAUUCCCACCCUCUUUCCGCCACUCGCGCCCCCGGUCCGUUCACACCCACGGGCUACGCACAGUAUUUCCUUCCUGGGGUGGAGGAGGCUGGGGAAUCCGAAGCCCCUGUGUGGGAGCUGGAGUAUGCGACGUACGAGAGUGGGGGGAAUGGGACUUGGGCUGAAAAGGGCUUGUUACCCAUGCGUAUGAUCCCUAGGGAGCUUGGGGGGCAUAUGCGCUGCCCGUCCUUGGAAGCUCCUGAGUCCCUUGCCGACCCGGAACCGGAUGCAGAAGACCCCUCUGAGCCCGAAGCGUCUAAGAAGAAGCACAAGAAGAAGAAAGCCGAAAGGAGAAAGGAGAAACAGAGAGAACGACUUCGGACCCGGCAGCUCUUGCCCUACCAGUUGAGGGACCUCACCAUACCUUCCUACCUCGCACUGGGGCGGAGACUGGCACGGGAAGAAGGGGUCUGGGGCGAGUUUAAGAGGAAUAUGUAUGUUGGUACUGGGGAGGAGGAAUGAGCGUCUGCGCGUUGCGCGUAGGGCAGCUGCUCCCCUUGUUUGGUUGGAGGGUUGCUGGAGGGAGUGUCACUACUGGAGAGCACGGGACGGAAGAAAGUGUACAACUGGACGCGUGUAAAGUUGAAUUCGAAGGGAUACUGUAACGCAAUCUGAU